Clupea harengus (Atlantic herring) is the source of this 813-nucleotide messenger RNA. RefSeq lists its product as uncharacterized. The record is from RefSeq and is a predicted model, not a curated record. The transcript is spliced from 4 exons. The coding region runs from base 41 to 793 and encodes 250 amino acids. Lineage: Eukaryota; Metazoa; Chordata; Actinopteri; Clupeiformes; Clupeidae.
GACGCGCAUUUCCACACAGAAGAGGCACUCUGAUUUCACCAUGCGAGUACAGCUGUCUGCUACACUGACUAUAUUGUCUCUAACCCUUAACACAGUAUCCAGUGUGGGCCUUUCUGUGCUGGAGGGAAGCCCAGUCACACUGACUACAACACAACAUGAAGACAAAGAGGCCAUAAGGGACAUAAAAUGGUAUUUUAAUAAAAUUCGAACUAUUGUGUCAUAUUUACCAAAACACCAAGAUGUGGAAAUGGGUGACCUUUUCAAAGGCAGAGUGGAGUUUAAUGAAACAGAUUUCUCUCUGAUGCUGAAGAACCCUCAGAGGAGUGACAGUGGACUCUACACAGCUGUGCUGGAUAUAAGAGGGAAAGGUACAGAGACCGCUGCUUCAUAUGAGCUCUCUGUUCUGGCGCCUGUGGUGGCCCCCACUCUGACUGUGGUCUCUAACUGGUCCAGCAGUGACUCCUGUAAUGUGACUCUAAAGUGCACAGGACUCAAUGUGUCUCUGAUCUCCAGCUGUAACGGCACCUUCUGCUCUCAGGAGGGAGGAGACAGAUUCCUCUCCAUCGCUUUCAACCACACCAUUGUCUCCUGUAACCAUAGCAACCCUGUUAGCUGGAGGCAGACCACCAUGGAACUUGAACCCCUCUGUCCGUCGUAUGAAGCUGAUGUGGCGCCCCCUGCAGGAAUCUCUCCAUGUCUGCUGAAGGCCCUGCUGCUGUCUGUAGGUCUGAUCGUCAUGGUUACAGCUGUGAUCACUGUCCACAUCAGUUACAAACUGCAAAAAACUAAAUGAGUGUGCAAACAAACUCCCUC